CGAAACAGAAACCAAAAGAAGAAGAAGAAGAAGAUGGUUCCGAUCUGGGAAUCACAACCCCUCCCCCAAUAGAGCUUCUUUGUCUUGUGUUAAUUCUUUUUUGUAGAGACUGAGUGUCUGCGUGUGUUUGUUUUGUUGAAAAUGGAAGGUCGCCGGAGGCUAACGCUUCUCGAUCAGAUGUCAGCAAGUACGAACGGCAGAGCAUUAGCCGGAUUGAGCCUCGACGACGUUUUGACCCCAAGAGCAGCAACAGCAGCAUCACCCAAACAGCCCCCGCCGGCGCCGGCGAUACCCGCCUCCAUUUCGGGUCGGACCCUGCUCGACAUUAUCCGCGACGAAGAGCCCAAAUCGUAUAAAGCCUUGAUCGGAAAGAAAGACAAGAAGCCGUGGAAGACGUUCAAAGACCGCCUCCGCCUCAAAAAAGCCAGCGCCGCCUGGGCCUCCUCCAUCCUCGUCCCCACCUCCGACGUCUCCGUCCACCGAUACAACAACAACCACCGCCACCAACUCCAAGGCUACAGCCACAGCCGAGCCCGCUGCAACUCCAUCCGUUACGUCACGCCGGAGCCGCAGCCCAUGGCUGAGCCCGGAGACAACGCCGCCGCCACCAGCCGCCCGUCGCCGAGCUUCACGCGGCGGAGUUCCGUCAGGUUCGCGUCGCCGGUGGACGACGUCGACUCGCCUCGCCGCCGGCUGGAGACGGCGAUCAGCGAGGAGAGGUCGCUUUCGGCGAGGGAGGCGGUGGCGGCACAACAUGCCGCCGAGGCCGCCGCCGCCGCCGCCGAGGAGGCAGCGGCGGAGGGAGAAGGAGCGGAGCAGCCGGUGAGGAUGUCAUUGAUGGACUUGUUGGAGGAGACGGACAGGCAGAUGGGGCUGGAAGGCGGGAGGUACACCAUGGAUGACGAGGAUGAAGAAGAAGAGGAGGAGGAGGAGCCGGUAGCGGCGGCGGCGGCGGAGGAAAAACAGGGAGGAGAAGAAGGUGGGGGAGUGGAGUACAGUUGCUGCGUGUGCAUGGUGAGGCAUAAAGGCUCGGCAUUUAUCCCCUGCGGACACACGUUUUGCCGGAUGUGCUCCAGAGAGCUCUGGGUUCAGAGAGGGAAUUGCCCCCUCUGCAACAAUUUCAUCUUGGAAAUUCUUGACAUUUUCUGA
Messenger RNA from Fragaria vesca subsp. vesca, 1149 nucleotides. RefSeq lists its product as uncharacterized. The transcript is spliced from 2 exons. The record is from RefSeq and is a predicted model, not a curated record. Lineage: Eukaryota; Viridiplantae; Streptophyta; Magnoliopsida; Rosales; Rosaceae. Bases 142 to 1149 code for a protein of 335 amino acids.